Molecule: messenger RNA, 1624 nt
Organism: Echinops telfairi (small Madagascar hedgehog)
Lineage: Eukaryota; Metazoa; Chordata; Mammalia; Afrosoricida; Tenrecidae
Gene: FSTL3
Product: follistatin like 3
Exons: 5
Coding region: 1-744 (247 amino acids)
Biological process (GO): negative regulation of activin receptor signaling pathway; regulation of BMP signaling pathway; multicellular organism development
Molecular function (GO): activin binding; protein binding
Source: RefSeq, a predicted model, not a curated record
AUGGCGGAGGUGCAGGCAGUCAUCUCCUACCCCCCAGCACACAGCCCCUCUCCUCCACCUGCAGGUGGGGUCUGCUGGCUCCAGCAGGGCUUGGAGGCCACCUGCAGCUUGGUCCUGCGAACGCACGUGAGUCAGGCGGACUGCUGUGCUUCGGGUAGCGUGGACACUGCCUGGUCCAACAUCAGCCACCCCAGCAACAAGAUCAGCCUGCUGGGCCUCCUGGGCCUUGUCCACUGCCUGCCCUGCAAAGAUUCGUGCGAGGGCGUGGAGUGCGGCCCGGGCAAGGCCUGCCGCAUGCUGGGGGGCCGCCCGCGCUGCGAGUGCGCCCCCGACUGCACUGGGCUCCCCGCGCGCCUGCAGGUCUGCGGCUCGGACGGCGCCACCUAUCGCGACGAGUGCGAGUUGCGCGCCGCGCGCUGCCGAGGCCACCCGGACCUGCGCGUCAUGUACCUUGGGCACUGCCGCAAGUCGUGCGCGAACGUGGUGUGCCCGCAGCCGCAGUCGUGCGUGGUGGACCAGACGGGCAGCGCGCACUGUGUACUGUGCCGCUCGGCGCCCUGCCCGCUGCCCUCCAGCCCGGGCCAGGAGCUUUGCGGCAACAACAACGUCACCUACAUCUCCUCGUGCCACCUCCGCCAGGCCACCUGCUUCCUGGGCCGCUCCAUCGGCGUGCGCCACCCGGGCAGCUGCUUAGGCCCGCCCCAGCUGUCCCUUGCUGAGUCAGAAGAAGAGAACUUCGUGUGAGGGGGGCAGGCCCGGCCCGGAGUUCGAGGCUGUCCUUGGUUUAUUUAUUGCCACAACAGAGUUUAAUUUAUGUCCCACGGACACUUGGCUCCGCAGCUCGCCCACACGCCAGCAGCUUGGAAGGAGGCCUGAGGGGUGUGGGCAGUGUGCGGCCUAGAUCUGCCUUUGGCCACUUAGCCAGGAAACCCUGCCGCGAGGCCCCCUUCCGCCCUGGAGGACCCCAGACUUCUCCUGUGCUCCCUCACACCCUCCCCCAGCCCAGGAGCUAGGAUUAAUUGCCCUCACUUGGCACUUCCAUCUGGGGCUUACUGGUCCCGGGAAGGACUUCCAGAUCUGCCCACUGAGCCUGGCCCAUGAUACAGCACCUGAGGCCAGACUGACCGGGAACAGUGGGCCCCAUCAGCCCAAUCUCAGAUGCCCACUCUCUACGCUGACUCCGUUUCCCCACCACCCAGCUGGGGCUCCUGGGAAGGGGGUGAGGUCCCUGGCCCAGGUUGGGGUGUCAGCACAGGGGCCUACCCUAUCACCACAUGAUGUCACCAAACCAGGUUCCCAGGGUAGGGGCCCAGAGUGCCCACAGUGUGUGCCCUGGCCGAAGCUGCAGACCCAGUGAGUCCAGAGCACCAGCCCCUUGUCCGACCGAAGUCCCUUGUCACCCUGUGCCUUUGUGUCCACAGGAGGCUCAGCCUGGAAAUGGGGGUUGUGGGGGGUCCAUGGGGUGCAGGGUCUGUGUUUAUCACCUUCCUUGGGUCCCCCAGAGGUGUCUUCCCAAUGAUGUCCAGAUAGCACCCUUGGAGCUAGGGAGCUUCCCCAGGCCCCCCAACAAGGCACCCCCACCCUGAGGUGCUGUCUCACCAAAGAAAUAAAGACUGAAAAGCCA